CGAGCAGCAGUGUGGGGUGAGCGAGCUCAGUAUGACCGUGAGUCAGAACCGUGGUUCCCCUAGAGCCCGCCCCCUCUUGGCAGGCCGGCCAGGGUGAGGUGGGGUGGGCACUGCCCUGUGCCCCUCAGCUCCCAGGGGCAGGGCCUCCCUCCUGGCUGCCUCCUUGAGCCACGGCUGUGGAGGCCGUGGCUGUGGGCUGGGCUGUCCGCGUCUUGCCCUUCUUCCCCUGGUAGGGCUCGCUCUGCGUCCUGGGGGCCAGCAGACCCCUCUCGAGGGCCUGCGGGUGGCCCCGCGGGCCUCCGCCUCCCCCUCCCCACCGGCUGGGUGGGGGUGGGAAGGGGGCGGGUGCAGCUGGCUGAGCCCGAUGAUUUCCUGCCCUCGCCCGGGCUCACCACAGCUUCCUGCCACAGGCGGGCAGGCGCUGAGGAGAAGCAGGCGCCUAGCCGAGCGGCAGAUGGAGGCGGUCGUCCUGAUCCCCUACGUGCUGGGCCUCCUGCUGCUGCCGCUGCUGGCGGUGGUGCUGUGCGUGCGGUGCCGAGAGCUGCCAGGCUCCUAUGACAAUACGGCCUCUGACAGCUUGGCCCCAAGUAGCAUCGUGAUCAAACGCCCUCCCACACUCGCCACCUGGACACCAGCCACCUCCUAUCCUCCUGUUACCUCCUACCCACCCUUGAGCCAGCCGGACCUGCUUCCCAUCCCGAGGUCCCCACAGCCCCCUGGGGGCUCCCACCGCAUGCCAUCUUCCCGGCAGGACUCAGAUGGUGCCAACAGUGUGGCGAGCUACGAGAACGAGGGUGCGUCUGGGGCCCCAGGUGCCCUGGUUGCAGGGAGGCUGGGGCCUGGGCUGGGCCCUGCUGAUCGCUGUGUCGUUACCUCAGAGCCCGCCUGUGAGGACGACGAUGAAGAUGAGGAGGAGGAUUAUCCCAACGAGGGCUACUUGGAGGUGCUUCCUGACAGCACGCCAGCAACAGGCACUGCUGUCCCACCGGCUCCCGCGCCCAGCAACCCCGGCCUCCGAGACAGCGCCUUCUCCAUGGAGUCGGGGGAGGAUUACGUGAACGUCCCCGAGAGCGAGGAGAGUGCAGACGUGUCUCUGGAUGGGAGCCGGGAGUACGUGAAUGUGUCCCAGGAGCUGCCACCCGUGGCUAGGAGCGAGCCUGCCAUCCUGAGCUCCCGGAACGACGACGAGGAAGAGGGAGCUCCAGAUUAUGAGAAUCUGCAGGGGCUUAACUGAGGGUCCGCGCGAGGCCAUGCCUGUCCUCGAGCCAGCCUUGCUCGGGAGUGCCGAGCUGGGCAGCUGGCAGUGGCUCUGGGGGACCCUCCUAGGCACCCCACCCUGACUGCAGCCUGAGAACAGCCUGAGAAUCUCCCCCCUAACUUAUUGUCACUUUGGGGUCCAGUCUGUGUGCCCCCAACACUCUGCACCUUCUGACGCAGCCUGAGAAUGAGCUACCCUGGCCCCGGCCCCAUUCAGCGGCAGAAUAAAGGCUGGUGUGGUCUGUAGCGCUCUUGCCCUUGGGGGGCCCGUGGGGGGCAGUCCGAGUGAGGGUGGGCUUGCCUGGGCGCCCGUGUGGGAGCUGUGUGCACGCACGUGUGUGUGUGUGUGUGUGUGUGUGUGUGUGUGUGUCUGGGGGUCUCCAUCCCCCCUGGGCCGCCGUGCUCCUGAGGGUCCUCACCAGCCGUUGGGAGUGACCAAAUGGUGCCUGGGGCAUGGCGCUUCGGCGUGAGGCAAGUCCGACCCAGACUGGGCCUCCUGGGCUUCGAGGCUUCGAUGCAUCUCCCCCAACGCGAUAGUCCACCGGACCCACGGCAGACGAUGGCUGGGAUGAUGGGAGGGCAGGGCAUGGGGAACCUUGGGUGCAGAGUGACCUUCGAGAGCAAGACUGCUUCCUGCCGGGCCUCAUUUUCUCCAUCUUUAGAGCAAGGGGGUGGACUUGACCCCAAGCAACUGAAAGGUAAUGUGCGAUGCAGCCUUUUCGGACUCGGGUGUGCAGAUGUGCUCACCGGGGGGUCUUGCUAAAAUGCAGAUUCCGAAUGAGUAGGUCUGGGAUGGGGCCCGAGAGUCUGCAUUUCAGAGAAACUACCAGAUGCUUCUGAUAGCGCUCUUCCGAGAACCAGACUUCGAGCACCUUCUGGUGGACGCCCUGGUCAUUGUGAUUGGCUCUGGUCUGGGCACGGGACGUAAUCUGGGCCACCGAGGACCAGCCCUGGGACUUGGGCCGGAAAGUGACCGGAAGGAGAAGCUCUUUUUGCUCCAUGGCAGUUGGUAAACUGGAAGAAUAUAUUCCUGGCGCUACUUGGCGAGCCUGCCCAAGAACGAAGUCCACGUGGAGGAGAGAAUGGCCUCGAGGUGGACAGGGUGUUGGAAUCUCUGGGUCCAGUCACAUCUGAAGCGAGACACCCCCCUCAGACUUCCCAGUUACAUGGGCCAAUAAAUUACCCGUUGUCUUCA
Messenger RNA from Prionailurus viverrinus (fishing cat), 2452 nucleotides. It is a transcript of the gene LAT, whose product is annotated as linker for activation of T cells. Gene Ontology annotation, cellular component: membrane. The transcript is spliced from 12 exons. Gene Ontology annotation, biological process: signal transduction. The record is from RefSeq and is a predicted model, not a curated record. Bases 365 to 1234 code for a protein of 289 amino acids. NCBI's taxonomy places the organism in Eukaryota, Metazoa, Chordata, Mammalia, Carnivora, Felidae.